Messenger RNA from Halichondria panicea, 704 nucleotides. RefSeq lists its product as uncharacterized. Lineage: Eukaryota; Metazoa; Porifera; Demospongiae; Suberitida; Halichondriidae. The transcript is spliced from 6 exons. The coding region runs from base 56 to 571 and encodes 171 amino acids. The record is from RefSeq and is a predicted model, not a curated record.
CUCCCCCCACCUGCAAUUUUUUUUUAUCCUGGGCGUGGUCUCCAGAAAAAGAAUCAUGCCUUCAAAUGUGGAGAUAAAAGCAAGGCUGCCAGGUAAACUGAGAGCUCUUACAAUUGUCAAAGAACUCAGUGGAGCAGAAGGUGCAUUGUUGGAGCAAGCUGACACUUUUUACCAUGUUCCACAUGGCCGAUUAAAGCUGCGUGUUGUUGGAAAAUCUACUUCUGGUGAGCUCAUCUCUUAUAUUCGACCAGAUGUGGCGGGGCCUAAGCUAAGCACGUUUACCACAUCCAGAGUUGAGAAUGCCACUGCAUUGAAUUUGGUACUUUCUGAAUCUCUGGGAAUUCUUGGAGAAGUAAAGAAGAAGAGAAUGCUGUUUAUAGUUGGCCAGACAAGAGUUCACAUCGACUCUGUUGAUGACCUCGGUGACUUCUUAGAGCUUGAGGUAAUGAUGUGUGAAGGCCAAUCUAUAGCAGAAGGGCAAAGCAUAGCAACAGAUAUGAUGAAAAAACUUGGAGUUGACGAAAAAGACUUGAUAACAGGAGCUUACAUGGAUUUGUUGUGUAAAAAAUAAAAAUAUCUAAAGACAUUUUGUCCACUUCCACAAUUGCUACAUGCUACAUUCCUUAAUUUUUUCUGUAUGAAGGCUGGCCAGCCUGCAGUCUAAUGAACUCUAAAAGUAGGCCAUAAAGGCCAACACGCUUUUU